UGCUCCGGUUUCUCGUGAGAGCCCGGGGCUUCAGCUUCUCGUUUGCGGAGCCCGCGGCGGCGUUUCCUGGGGCAACAGCAAUGGCCGCUUCGCUGUCCGAGCGGCUUUUCUCGCUGAAGCUGCUGGUGCACUGGGUGCGUUUGGAAACCCGGCUGCUGCCGCCCCCCGCUGCCGCAGUGGAGCAGGAGGAGGAAGAGGAGGAAAAGGAGCAGGGGGCGGCCUCGUCGCCGCGCGGUCUGUGCCCCGCCGUGGCCUUCCGCCUGCUGGACUUCCCCACGCUGUUGGUUUACCCUCCUGAUGGCCCCGGCGCUCCCGCCGCCGAACCGUGGCCCGGUGUCAUCCGCUUCGGUCGCGGCAAGUCCUGCCUCUUCCGCCUGCAGCCUGCUACCCUGCACCGCCAGCUCCUGCGGACCCCGCUUGCCACCUUGCUGCUGCAGCUGCCCCCUGGGCGUCCGACGCCCACCCCACAGCUCCUGGGGGCCUGCGACAUUUCGCUGGCCACCGCAGCGCACAGGGUCGUGGGGCCGGCCGCCUCCGGAUGCUCCCACCGUCACCGGGGACGUUUCCCCCUGCAUAAUCGAGUGGGCGAGCGGACUGGGGACAUUGCACUGGCCUACCGCCUGACUGACCUGGGAAGCCGCCUGCUGAGCCAACUUGAGCGGCCCCUCACCUUCACCCCCACAGGAGGAGGAGCGGAGGUCAGUCCCCAAAGACAGCAGCUGCAGCAGCCAGCCUCACAGCCAAGCCCAAAAGAGGCUGAUAGGCCGCUGGGGGAGUUAGAAAUCCCAGAGGCACAGAAGGAUUUGAAGGAAAUGGUUAAAAGUAAGGCCGAAUGUGAUAAUGUGGGUUCUGUGGAGAAUGGCAAAACCAAUUCUGUUGUUACAUGUUCAGGUGCUGGCAGUGGGAGAAAUGUUAGCUCCCUAAAUGACGAAGUCACAGAAUUGGACAUGGAGACCAAUAUAUUUUGCCCUCCUCCUUUGUAUUACACUAACUUGACCCAAGAAAAACCGCCCCCUGCACAGGCUAAAAUCACCAUUGAGCCUCAAAUGAAUGUACCUGAGGAAAUGGAUGAUGCUUCUCCUGAAAAAAAGCGUGUAAAUCCCCCAGCACACAGGAGUUGUCUAAAGCAUCCAAGUUCUGCAGCACACGAACAUCCUCCAAUGCUUGUAAAUCCUCCACAUAUUCAGAAUAUAGGAGCAACUAAUCAAACAUGUCAAACUGAACAAAAUCGAAUUAAUACAAUAAGGCAGUUGCCUUUGUUAAAUGCUUUGUUAGUUGAGUUGUCCUUGUUAUAUGACCAACCUGUGACAAGUCCUGCUCAUAUACAUCCUCACCUAGCCUGGUUAUAUAGGACUGAGGAUAAGAAGUCACCCGAAUCUUCUGCCAAAUCCACAUGCCGGUCUGAAUCCAAGAAGGAUAAGCGUUCUAUGGGGGGAUGUGAAAAGUCAGUGAGUCUUCAGUAUAAAAAGAACCAAAUUGAAAACUAUAAGGAAGAUAAAUAUUCUGAAAAGAGCAGUGGUGCCCUCCAUAAAAGAGUUCCAAAAGGGAGGCUACUUUAUGGCUUAACAAAUACACUAAGACUGCGUUUAAAGCUGACAAAUCCUGAUAUGUUGGUGGUACAUGAAAAAAGAGAACUAUAUAGAAAAAGACAAUCACAAAUGUUGGGUACAAAAUUCAGAAUUCCGUCAUCCAAAGUUAAACUAUUAAGCUCUGCAGAACAAAGUCAGAAGCCACAACUGCCUGAAGAUAAGUAUUUAGAUUCAGAUGCAUCUUUUACUGAAAAUAGUGAUACCUCAAGACAAAUCAGUGGAGUUUUUGAUGAGCCCAGCACAAGUAAAGAAACUGAACUGAAAUGUGCAACUGAAAAAAAGACAGUUGAAUGUAGUAAAAAUAGAAUCAAUAAUGUUUCAUUGGAAGAAGUUGUGAGUCCUGCAAAUUCCAUUAUUCCAGAAAGGCUUACCCCUACAAAUAUUCUGGGAGGAAAUGUGGAAAUGAAAAGCCAAAGUCCAUGUGUUUUCCAACAGGACGCUGUUGUUGACAGAAUUGUAGAUAAGGAAAUAGAUAUUAGACAGGUCAAAACCACAGAUAAUGACAUUCUUAUGGCUGAUAUAAGUGACAAGAGAACAGGUAAAAAUAGUUGCUAUGAAAACAUCUCAGAACUGAAGUAUUCAGAUGAUUUGUCUAGCCCUUGCUAUUCUGAAGAUUUCUGUACCAGUGAGGACACCAGCAGAAGUUUCAAAGCUCAUGAUAGCAGUUCAAGGACAGAAAAUCCAAAACAUAGUCAAUAUACAAGCAAGUCUAGUGACACAGGAGUGUCCAAAAAGAAAAACAGUAGUGACAGGAGUUCUAUCCUUAGCCCACCUUUUUCAGCCGGGUCACCUGUACACUCAUACAGAAAAUUUCAUAUUUCAAAGACUCAGGAUAAAAGUUUGGAGGAAGCAUCUAGUAUCUCUGCUAGUGAUCUAUCUUCAACACAUUGGACUGAACAAAAAGAAAACCAGAUAGAUCAAAAUAGUAUGCACAAUUCUGAAAUUACAAAGAGAGGUCAAGACAUCUCUGUUAAAACAAGAAGUAGUUGGAAAUCUUUAGAAAAAAGCCAGUCACCACAAACAUCCCAGAAUCACAAAAAGAAUCGGAGAUUUGUAGGCCGAUAGAUGUUGUCUUGGUUCAUUUAUGCUGCUAUAACUGCAUGCCACAGACUGGGAAUUUAGAUGAACUGAAGUUUAUUGGCUCACAGUUCUGGAGGCUAAGAAGUACAAGAUUGAGGGACUGGCACUUGGAGAGGGACUUCUGCUGCAUCAUAACAUGGCCAAAGGUGAGUGACCGAGAGAGAGUCAAAAAAGGGGGACAAACUCAUCUUUUUAUAAGGAGCCCAUUCCCAUGAUAAUAACAUGAAUCUAUUCAUGAGGACAGAGCCCUCAUGGCCUAACCACCUCUUAACCGUCCUUCUUCCUGAUACCAUUCCAAUGGCAAUUAAUUUCAGCCUGAGUUUGGAAGGUGACAAAUGUUCAACCCAUAACAUAUGUUAUUCUACUUCUAUUUACAUAACCAAGAGUGACCUUUAUAGUGUUAUGGGAAGAGUCCAAGAACUUUCCUUGCAGAGUUUUCUGUGUCCCCUUAUGGAAAAGCAGUUGGCAGUGCUAACUUAAAUAAAUAAAAUUAGGUUUACCUGUGCCAACUACCUGUACGGAUGUGUAUGUUGAGAAUGUCUUAUUCCAUUUUUUUCUCCCUAAUCACUAGCAAGGAGGCUAGCAUAGUGCCUUCAUAAAAUAUAUUGUCUCAGUCUGUUUGUGCUGGUAUAAUAAAAUACCACAGACUGGGAAAUUUAUUUAAAAAACAGAAAUUUAUUUCUUACAGUUCUGAAGGCUGGGAGUCUAAUAUCCUGGCACCAGCAGGUUCAGUGUCUGGUGAGGACCCAAUCUCCAAUUCCAAGAUGGUACCAUGUUUCUGUAUCCUCUGGAGAGGAUGAAUACUGUGUCCUUACAUGGAAGAAGGGACAGAAGAGCAAGAGAGAUGAACUCCCUUCAUCAGGCCCUUUCAUAAGGGCACCGAAUUCCAUUUAUGACAUGACUCAAUCACCUCCUAAAGGCCACAUCUCUUCAUAUGUUGCAUUGGAGAUUAAGUUUUAACAUGAAUUUUGGAGCAGAUGAAAGCAUUCAAACCAUAGCAUAUAUGCUUCAUGAAUUUAGGUGGAAUUGAAUAGAAACAAUAAUCAACACUAGCAUAAAUUCUUAUCUUACCAAUUAGGGUGUUUCAUACUUUGUCUACCUCACUGCUUAGCUAAGAGUUACUCCGCUAUCCAGAAAUUUGGAGGUUGGACGCUGGGAAUAAUCAUCCAUGAAACUAGCUUGCUUAGUCCCCUGCUAUCUCAAGGUGUAAACCAAGACAGAACUAUUUUGAUAAUCCCUCAAACCAAUCCACUUGGCUGAUAAUAUUUGGAUCCACCUGGCUUAAGAAUGGAGAUGACCACAGACCAGGGUGAUAUCACUGCCCAUUCUUGAUGCUGCCCCAUUGUCUGAAUUUACUCUUGGAUAAGUUAUGCAAACUGACUUCCCCCAGAAGGAUGCACUUUUGUAGCGGAUGUUUUUCUGGCUGACAAUGAUUCCAACAUAUGGCACCUCCUAGGAGACACCAGAAGAUUGAAACGCUCUGAUCUCCAUGCUUCAACUGUAUUCCUUCAAAUAGCUUGGUUAUAAAACCCACAACAAAUAAAACUUCCUUUAACACUAUCAGAGUGUUAGGAAGAGCUAGACUGUGGUGUAUAUUUAGACCACUUUGUACCUGAAUUUAAAUUUUAACAUUCUCUUUGUAGGCAACCAGUUUCACUAUGUGCACUACACAGAACGAUAAUGCAAAUGAAUGUGGUCCCAGUAGCUUGUUUUUAUUAUGUAGCAUUUCAAACAUUCAGAAGAAUAAAUAACACAACGAACUCCUAUGUACGCAUCACCCAGAUUUAACUCAGUGAUGACACUGUGCUGUGUUUUCAGUCUUUCUUUUUCUCCCUCCCUCCCUUAUUUUCUCAUGAAUAAACAGACACAACUGAAAGUCUUUUGUUUCCCCUCCCCAUUGCUUUGGCCUCCCUUCCAAGGAGUAACUCUUGCUCUAGGCUUGCUGUAUUUCCUUCCCAUUUCUACUGGGGGAUGCAUAGGUUGUUUCCAGAUUUCCCUUAAUGGAAACAGUGCUGCAAUUCAUAUUCUUGUCUCUCUGUUCACAUGCACUCUAAUUUCCUUAGGGUUUUAUAUGUAGAACUGGAAUACCAGGCCCUAAGUUAUGCAUAUCUUCAACAUUGCCAAAUCACUCUCCAUAGCAGUUGAACCAUUCACCAUGCCACUAGCAGCAUGUGAGAGUUCUUGUUUCUUCACCUCCUAGCCCAAAACUGGCAAAGGAUAAAUGUUUUCAUUUUUACUGCUAUAUAUUUAACUACCCUAGCUUUACAGUCAGUCUUGAUAUUCAGAGAGAAAAGGCUACCCUCUAUUUUUCUUCCUUUUUAUGCUAAGCCAGAAGUUCUCAAACUUUUGGUCUCAGGAACCCCUUACAUUUUUAGAAAUUACUGAAAAUUCCAAAGAGUUUUUUAAAUGUGGAUUAUAUCCAUCAAUAUUUGCUCUAUUAGAAAUUAAAAAUUAAGAUAUUUAAUGCUUAUGUAUGAAUUCAUUUAAAAGUAAUAUUAGCAAACCCAUUACAUGUUAAUAUAACAUUUUUAAAAUAAAGGUAAUAAAUUUUCCAAAGCAAACAUUUAGAAGAAUGGCAUUGUUUUACAGUUUUGCCAUUUUAAAAAAUGCCUGGCUUAAUAGAAGAUAGCUAGAUUAUCAUAUCUGUUUAAUUGAAGAUAGCUAGAGCCUCCUACCCGCUUCUUCAUUCACUCUAUCAUGAUAUCACAUAUCAUGUAACCUCUGGAAAACUCCACAGUACACUAUUGAGAGAGUGAGAGUGAAUAUGGCAAAUAACGUUUCAGCAUUAUUAUGAAAAUGGUUUUGACCUCAUGGACCCCGUCCUGACCCUUCCCAAAAGGUUCUUGGGAACCCCUAAGAAUUUCUAAUCACACUUUGAAAAGUGCGUUUCUAGACUCUUUUUGGCCCUUUUUCUUCCAUGUGAAUUAUAGGGUCACUUUAUGAAGAUCAAGGAAAUAGAUUUCUUAACAUAUUGGAGUAAUUUGUCCUUUAGGGGUUGGUAAAACUUGCCUAUAAACAUGUCUGGGCCUUGUGUUUCUUUGUGGUAGAACUUGGUGCUCACAUUGUUUGGGGACCUGAUUUUAUUAAUAUAUGAUUAAAAAUAUCAAUUGGACUGCUGUUGUUUCCUAAAGUUUUAAAAUUUAGUGUACUUUAUAUACUUUUAUAAAACAUGUAAAGUUGUUUAAAGUUUUUUUUGUUUUUGUUUUUUUUUUUGAGAAGGAAUUUCACUCUGUCACCCAUGCUGGAGUGCAGUGGUGUGAUCUUGGCUCACUGCAACCUCUGCCUCCCAGGUUCAAGUGAUUCUCCUGCCUCAGCCUCCCGAGUAGCUGGGAUUACAGGCAUGUGCCACCACGCCCGGCUAACUUUCUGUAUCUUUAGUAGAGAAAGGGUUUCACCAUGUUGGCCAGGCUGGUCUCGAACUGCAGACCUCGUGAUUGACCCACCUCGGCCUCCUAAAGUGCUGGGAUUACAGGCGUGAGCCACCAUAUCUGGCCUAAAGAUUUUUAAAAAUAUGAUUUUGAAAAGUAAAAAAGGAGUCAAAGAUUGUCUAUUACUUUCACUGACUCCAGUGAACACAUUCCUGUAUUUAUUUUACUGACCUCUCAGUUGCAUUCAACAUACUUACCUACUUACUAUAUCUUCUGCCACUUUCCAUUCUUGCAUUUCUUGACAUCCCACUCUUCUAAUUUUUCCACUACCUUUCUAGACUCUCACUCUACAUCCAAAUACUGGAUUCUAGCUCUUACUCCUGCUUUUUUAAAUCUCUCUCUAAACUGUCUCAGUUAUCUCAUCUCUCCUGUUGCUUUAAAAACAACCUAGAUGCUGAUAACUUCCCUAUUUUAAUUUUCAACGCAAAUCUCUCUUCCGAGUUGUAGACUCAUGUUUCUACCUGAAAUAUCAAUUUAUAUUUCACAGAUGUCUCAAACUUAAUGAGUACAAAAUGUGACUUUUGAUUCCCACUCCCCAAAAUAGUUCCUCUACUAGCUAUCGGUACUGAGCAUUCUCCACUUACACCCUCUAUUCUCUCUGUACCUUUCUCCACCCUGUUUUGACCCCAGGAUACUGCUAUCUGUAUAGGCUGCAUCAGUGGUCAACUUUGGAUUUCGGCUUCUAUUUCGGGUUUGUUGGUGGUGAGGUCGGGCAGGAGAUUGGAGGGCAGGAGGAGAGAAAAGUUGGGGUAUUGAGUUCCCUGGCUCCCUUCCUGCCAGCCUUGAGUUGGUAGUGGCUGCAUUUCUACAUGAAAGUCACAACUUUCAUGGAACUUUUUUUUGUUUUCUUUUUUUUAGCUCUGGCUACAACUACAACUCUCAGUUUCAGGAAGUGACUACUCCACUUGACCUUUCAGGCCUAGGAAGGAUAAUGGCUCCUUGCAUUGGUAGUUCUGGAGUCCUUCACCAUCCCUUGUUUGUUUCUCUUAACUCUGUCCACUGCUUUGUAAACAGCGCCUGCCAUUAAACUUUCAUCAGUGAUCUUGUCUGAGUGUACCAUCUGUUUCCUGCUAAGAUCCUGACUGAUGCAUCUUCCCAGUUUUGGAGAGCCACCACCUCUCUGAUGACUUAAGCCAGAAAACUGGCAUCAUUGUCCCUUCUAUUCACCUUCCACAUCCAAUCCAUCAACCCAUCCUGGUGGCACUGCUUCCUACCCACACCUUGAAAUAAGCCAUGGCUAAGUGUUACAGCAGCCUCUUUACUGUUCUUCCCAUUUUCAGCUUUGCCCCAUUCAAUCUAUUCACUGCAUGGCAGACAGAGUUAUCUUUAAAAAUAUCUAUCGGGCCGUAAUUCUUCACUGCUUAAAACACAUUAAUGGCGUUCUUUUAGUAUUUUAGUUCUUUUAGUAUUUUAGUUCUUUUAGUUCUUUCUUUUAGUUCUUUUGGAUUUUCAGUAAAAUCCAAAUUCUUGAUCAUAGGCUUACAAGCCCCCAUAUGGUCGGAUCUCUACUUGCCUCUCCAAAUGCACCUCAUACCUCACUCCAACUUGCCCUCUGAUGUUCCAGGCACACCGUCCCCGCUGUUGUUCCUUAAACAUGGAGAACUCAUUUACACCCAGGGCCUUUGCUUGAGCUGUUCCCCUUGCAGGGAACUCUCGAUCUCCUACACAGAGUACUUAUUACUCUGCUUUUCACAUCCCCUUCUCAUCUUUUAGGUUUCUAUUUAAAUGUCACCUCUUCAGAGAGGCAUUAUGAAAAUCCUAUCAAAUCAAGUUUCUCAAUCUCACCUUGCCCACACUGCAUUAUUUUCUAUCGUUGCAUUUGUUAAUUCUUUUAUAGUUUAUUACAACAUAUAAUAUCAAUAAUAUGUUAUAAUAUAUAACAUAUCAAUAGCGUUUUCUAUUUGUUUAUAUUUUUUAUUUUUUUAUUUUGUGUCUUCUUCCCUAGACUAUAAACUCUUUGAUGAUAGAGACUUAUGACUGUUUUGUCCACCACUGUAUAUGCAGCUUUUAGUACAGCUUCUAUUAGGCUAGCAUAUGCUGAUGUUUUGCAUUCAAUAAAUGUUCGUUUAAUGAAUAGAUACUUAGGCAAUUUAAGAAAAAAAAGUAGUGUUUUUUAAAAAGGGUUCACAAAAAAAUGGCAAUGGAAACUGAAGACAGAAUUUUCUUUACAACAACAACAACAAUAACAACAAAGACUUACUCUCCCUAUAUAUGUUUUUCCUCUUUUCCCUUGAGAAAAUGAUCAACAUUUAGAUGUUCUUAGCCUGUUAAGGAUCCAGAAAAACCACUUAGUGGCAGAGAAAAUUUCAAUUACACAAUGGAGAUUAAAAUUUCAGUACUUGGGAAUAAUUAUAAAGAUGUUUUCCAUUAUAUAUGUUCAAGAAAGAAAAAAGAAAGGCAUUCAAACUCAAUGGAAAAGCAUUUCAAAUGAUAAUCAACUUAUUAUCUUUAUUGCAAUCACAGGAAAAUUAUUUCAAAACCUCACAUCUUGGGUCUAAGGCCCAAAGACAAAUCACUUAACGGCAUGGUUAAAACUCAAGAAUUCAAAAAAGCCUAGAUUGAGCAGGAACAUUUUAAAGCAUCAUGCUAUUACCAAAACCAUUAAAUGAAGGGAUAACAUUUGGCUAAUCAUUGAAACACACAGUGAUGUUUUCUCCUCUGAGAUGCAUUUGUUGUUUGUACAACUAACUUACCACUUAGAAUUCUGAGUCCUUAAUUGCAAUUAUUUUUCAUGUAUCUGUAGUUUAUUCCUUGCUUCUAUGUGAUAAUUUAGAAUUCUGAGUCUUUAAUUGCAAUUAUUUUUCAUGUAUCUGUAGUUUAUUCCCUGCUUCUAUGUGAUAAUUUUGUGGCUAGGAAUGCAUUUUAAACGUCUUUUUAUUCUCUAAAUAAUCUUCUAGAGGACUGUAGUGAACAUCUAUUAAUUUUAUCACCUAGAAUCCCUUCACUGUUCUUUAGCUAUAACAGUUUACUGUAAUUUUCCUCUGGGAAAGCUCCUCAAUCACUUCUCUUGAGCAUUGUGAUUUGAAGAGCUUAAUCCCACCUCUAGUUUAAAACAGCAAGCAUAUUUACUCUUCCAGGAAGGGUAAUUGGAUGGCACAUGAUUUCACAUCAGGAAAUGUUUUAAAACUGUUCUGGGAGGAACACUGUCUUUUUCCCACUGGGUCUGAAUGAUGAAGUAUGUUGGAACCCAUCUUGGAAGCAAUCACAAGAGAGAUUCUUUCCGAGGAGGAGCCAACACCAAAAAAUAAAAACACUGAAGCAGUCCUGGUCA
Messenger RNA from Gorilla gorilla gorilla (western lowland gorilla), 9368 nucleotides. It is a transcript of the gene MAP10, whose product is annotated as microtubule associated protein 10. Gene Ontology annotation, molecular function: microtubule binding. The coding region runs from base 81 to 2654 and encodes 857 amino acids. Gene Ontology annotation, cellular component: mitotic spindle midzone; centrosome; cytoplasmic microtubule. The transcript has 2 exons. Gene Ontology annotation, biological process: cytoplasmic microtubule organization; mitotic spindle midzone assembly; positive regulation of cytokinesis. NCBI's taxonomy places the organism in Eukaryota, Metazoa, Chordata, Mammalia, Primates, Hominidae. The record is from RefSeq and is a predicted model, not a curated record.